GAUGAAAAUGCGACGUCACAGAGUGUUCUUGCUGUGCACAGUGGGCCUGUGUGUCAUCUCAUUCCUCCACUACUACAAGGCCCUGCACUACGUCUCCCUGCUCCGAGAGCUGUCCGCCCCGUACCCCAACAUCAAGUCGUUCAUCAUGGUGACAGGGUUCUUCUGGAGGGAGGCCACUCCUUUAACGUCGGCGGCGUCGUCCGACUUCGCUGCCUCGCAGAAGGAAGGUCCCCCGCCGGCCCUUGGGCACUCAGACACCAAGCCCCGGGUGGUGGGACCGAUAAGGCCCGAGCGAGGGGGGGGGCGGCGGCGUCGGAGGGGGUCCGGAGAUGAAGCUGAGAGAGGAACCUGCCGCGCCACAGCCGUGGGGUCAGCCAGAGGGACCCAGACACAGACACACGUCCAAAGGUCCAGCGGUCCUGUCAAGAUGCAACAAAGCGAGGACCUCCUCUUCAAGUCCUGGAACCCCGGCCACCCGGAGCACCCACCCAGACCGGACACGCCCGCGGAGAAGGCACCGGCGAUGCCCCCGAAGGCUCCGUCCCCCAGCCCUUUAGAAGCCCUGGGCGACAUCCACACCCGUACCCACCCGCUCCAAGACGACCCCACCCCUUACUUCGUGCGAACCAAGGCUGGAGCUCUCUGCUUCCGCCAGGGGACUGAGGCCGCCGCUCCCAGAGAGGACGCGGCUCGACCCGGGGGCGCUACGUCGACCGGGACCGGGGUAGGCCCCCGACCCGGCUCCGCUGGGCAACGGAAGCCGCUGGAAGCCCCGAACCGACAUCCGCUCCAGCCGUUGUCGUCGGGCACCGCCGCCCCGCCCAAGGCGAAACCGAGGGGGCGCGGGGGCAAACGUCUGGUGAAAUGCGUGUGCCGGCCGGGUUGGCACGGCCCCUACUGUGGGGUGCCCACCAUGGUCUACCACUCCAACCUCCCCACCAAGGAGAGGCUGACACCCAGGGAGAAGCCGCGCCGGGUGAUCAACGCCAUCAACGUCAACCACGAGUUCGAUCUGCUCCACGUGCGCUUCCACGAGCUGGCCCAGGCCGUGGACCUGUUCCUGGUCUGCGAGUCCAACUUCACCGCGUACGGAGAGAGACGGCCAUUGCGGUUUCUGCGUCUUCUCCUGAACGGUACCUAUGACUACGUGCGCCACAAGAUCCUCUACGUCUUCUUGGACCACUUCCCAGAAGGCGGCCGGCAGGACGGCUGGAUCGCCGACGACUACCUCCGCACCUACCUGACCCGGGACGGCAUGGCCAGGGUCACGGGGUCGCGACCCGACGACGUGUUCGUCAUCAACGACGCCGACGAGAUCCCCGCCAGCGAGGGGCUACUUUUCCUCAAGCUCUUCGACGGGUGGACAGAACCUUUCGCCAUCCACAUGAGGAAGUCUCUUUACGGAUUCUUCUGGAAGCAGCUGGGGUCGUUGGAGGUCGUGUCGGGGUGCACGGUGGGCAUGCUCCGAGACGUCUACGACUCGGACGGGAUUCGUCUCCGGCGUCGUGAAUACUACACGAUGCCCGGCUUCAGGAAGUACGAGAACAACACGGGUCACAUCCUGGUCCAGUGGGCCGUGGGAAGCCCGUUCCACUUCGCCGGGUGGCACUGCUCCUGGUGCUUCAGCCCUGAGGGCAUCCAUUUCAAACUGAUCUCAGCCCAAAACGGGGAUUUCCCGCGCUGGGGAGACUACGAGGAUAAACGGGAUUUGAACUAUAUCCGGGACUUGAUCCGGACGGGGGGCUGGUUCGACGGAUCGGUCCAGGAGUACCCCCCAUCGGACCCCAAAGAGCACAUGUAUGCUCCCAAAUACAUGCUGGAGCACUACGACAGGUAUCGGUACCUUCUAGAGAACCCGUAUGUCAAACAUGAUGCGCUGACCGAAGGGUAGCGAAUGUGGGGGGUGGGGGAUGGGGGGUGGAAUGAAUGGCCUUCGUAAAACUAAGGGUGUCCAGAAUGGCCCUCUAGGGUUUGGGAGUGGGGCUGGAGGAGUAAACAAUGAAAGCUCUGGCACUCACGAGAGGGAAAGGAUAAAGAAGGACGGACAGUCUUAGCACUGAUGGUGGAAGGACACAACCCAUCUUAGUGCCACAGUGGUGGGGAACUAUGCGAUAAAUAAAAGCACUGAUGGUGGAAGGAUACUUCCAAAAAGUCCUUAUUUUGGGUUAAAGGGAAAAGUGGAUGAUGUUGGGGUUUGGGGGGGGGGGGGGGUUGAAUUACUGACUACUGACAAUAUAGUCCCUCUGAAACCGUAGAAAUUCUCUCUAUAUCUGCCUCCAACGCCUGCCUGCUACCGGCCCGGUUCUGCCAGACAGAAAUGCCUAUAUCCUGGGUCGGUACGGUGGGGAAAGUGGGACAAAAACAAGCUAAUCGUAAAACCUGUGGAAAAUGGAAGCAAAAUAAGAACUGCCUGCUUCGGUUGAUGUUUACUCCAUCAUGUUGUCAUAUCGACGCGCCCGGGACCCCCACCCCCCCUCCCCCACAUUCUUACUCACGGUUUGAUAUCUCCCUGUUGUGUCUCUAGUGACCACCUGCUCUCGCUCUCGCUCUCUCUCACUCACACUCACACACACACACACGUGCGUGCGCACACGCACCAAAACACACUCCUCUCAUAAUGUAUGUUUAGUCUACGGUGUGUUGCGUUCAUAAAUGUCAUAUUUUGUUUGCUUGCAAUUUAAAUUGGUGAGGGAGAAUUCUCUGGGCUGAUGGGACUGCUGUUCUACCUGCUGCAAAACGCUGACCCUCUGUGUGACUGUUGGUACUGCACGGGGAUGUGACACUAAAAAGUCUGAACACCGUGUGUGUGUGUGUGAGUGUGUGUGUGUGUGUGUAAGUUACUCUACUCAUCUAAAUAAAUGAUGUUGUCUGGACA
Molecule: messenger RNA, 2875 nt
Organism: Esox lucius (northern pike)
Lineage: Eukaryota; Metazoa; Chordata; Actinopteri; Esociformes; Esocidae
Gene: mgat3b
Product: beta-1,4-mannosyl-glycoprotein 4-beta-N-acetylglucosaminyltransferase b
Exons: 7
Coding region: 2-1891 (629 amino acids)
Biological process (GO): protein N-linked glycosylation; N-acetylglucosamine metabolic process
Cellular component (GO): membrane
Molecular function (GO): beta-1,4-mannosylglycoprotein 4-beta-N-acetylglucosaminyltransferase activity
Source: RefSeq, a predicted model, not a curated record